AUUGAUUUUCAAACUUUAUUGAUGGAAGUAGAAAAACAAGAGCUAUCGAUCCACCUAGUCACCGCCCAUGACUCGCCCGAGUUCGCUCACCUGACUCACGCCUUGACUCACUCCUUCGUCAUCGGACUCGACGCCGAAUGGAAGCCCAAUCGCCAGGCCUCCACCUUCCCCGCCGUCUCCCUCCUCCAAAUCGCGUGCCUACUUGUCGACGCGCCCGAGUCGCCGGUCUUCCUCAUCGAUCUCCAAACCAUUGACAUUCCCCCGGUUUACGAGCUGCUGAAACAAGUGUUUGUAGCGCCCAAUGUUUUAAAGUUAGGGUUUCGAUUCAAGCAGGACUUGGUUUACCUUUCGUCCACCUUUUGCGACCGCGCCUGCGCUCCUGGUUUUGAUAGGGUCGAACCUUUUAUCGACAUCAGUGCAAUAUACAAUCAAAUACAAACGAAGCAACAGGGGCGAAGGACACCGAAGCAAACAAAGAGUUUGGCAACAAUCUGUGAAGAAGUUUUAGGGAUCUCUCUCUCGAAGGAGCUUCAGUGUAGUGACUGGUCUCAACGUCCUCUAACUGAAGAGCAGAAGAAAUAUGCAGCUGCAGAUGCUCAUUGUUUGGUCAAGAUAUUUAACGUGUUCCACGCAAAGGUUGUUAGAGAAGGAAAAUCGUCUCAGCCAUCUGAUCCGGGGCUGAAGGAGAUGUUCCAGAUAUCAAGUGGAGAUAACAUUAUAACGAGAGCCACACUUGUAGAAGCUUCAAACAUGAUCCGCGCAACUAUGCCUGAAUUAGAUAGCAUACAGACGAUUGAGGAGGCUGGUUCCAUGAAGUCGAACGAUCUUAACAAACAAGUAGAUGAUAGCUUCCUGUGGGUAGUCAGGAAGCAUGGUGAUAGAAUAUUGCUAAAGGAUUCUGACCGGAAGCCCAAAACUUCCAAAAAGAAAGCUAAAAAUAUAAUAUCGAAACCCAAAACCAGUGAAAUUGUAGAAGACUGGCAAGGCCCUCCUCCAUGGGAUCCAUCUGCAGGAGGUGACUCGUGCCCCAAAUUUCUGUGUGACGUGAUGGUCGAAGGUUUAGCAAAACAUUUACGUUGUGUUGGGAUAGAUGCUGCAAUUCCGCAUUUAAGGAAGCCUGAUACCAGGGACUUAAUUGAUCAAGCACAAAAGGAGAAGAGAGUGCUCUUGACUCGGGAUGCCAAGAUUCUAAGGCAUGAGUAUUUGAUAAAGAAUCAAAUAUACAGGCUGAAAAGUCUCCUUAAGAAUGACCAGCUACUCGAGGUGAUCGAGACAUUCCAGCUUAAGAUUUCUGAGGAUCAGUUAAUGUCGAGGUGCACUAAAUGCAAUGGGAAGUUCAUCCAGAAACCUUUAACAACUCAAGAAGCCGUUGAAGCUGCUAAGGGAUUUCAAGUGAUUCCAAACUGCUUGUUCAACCGAAAUUUGGAGUUUUGGCAGUGCAUGGACUGCAAUCAACUUUAUUGGGAGGGUACGCAGUAUCAUAAUGCAGUCCAGAAGUUCAUCGAUGUAUGUAAGCUUAACGAGCACCCUGAAGGUUGAGGAGGAAGCUCAAAAAAUUCACGAGUGAUUGGAUUGAGUACGAAAAGAGCGCUGUCACCGAGUAGUAUAUCUCAUUUGAUUCGACACCGAGUAAUUAUGUCACGAAUAUAAUGUUAGCAUGUAUCAUAUUGCACAAUAUGAUAAUAGAAAAAGAAGGAUUUGCUGCAGAGUGCUGGACACCGGAAGACAGUGUUAGUUCAAGUCAUGGUGUUGCCUCCGCGCCGAUACAGAUGGGCUUACCACGUAGUAAUGAAUAUAUGCUCCAACGUUUCACUGAUAUGCACAGGGACACAGCACAUACCCAACUCCAGUCCGAUUUGAUUGAAGAUGUCUGGGCACGUAGGGGAGGGGGCGCAGGGUGAAGAACUUGUGUGAUUUUCUGUAGUGAAAAUUUUCAUUGCAUAGUUUUCCCCUUCAUUUAAUACAACGAAAAUUUAAUUUUCAAAUUAUAUUUAUUGAAUUAGUCGUUUUUUUUCUAAUUA
Salvia splendens (bonfire salvia) is the source of this 2021-nucleotide messenger RNA. RefSeq lists its product as uncharacterized. Gene Ontology annotation, molecular function: 3'-5' exonuclease activity; nucleic acid binding. The transcript is spliced from 9 exons. The coding region runs from base 22 to 1539 and encodes 505 amino acids. Gene Ontology annotation, biological process: nucleobase-containing compound metabolic process. The record is from RefSeq and is a predicted model, not a curated record. Lineage: Eukaryota; Viridiplantae; Streptophyta; Magnoliopsida; Lamiales; Lamiaceae.